AUGUCGGUGGUGUUCGUGCCGUUGCGCAUGCGGGGCAAGGCGGAGGUCAACCAGGAGACUCAGCGGCUGCUGGAAGAAAAUGACCAGCUGAUCCAGUGUAUUGUGGAAUACCAUAAUAAAGGCAGAGCUGUGGAAUGCAUGCAGCACCAGCACACACUGCACAGGAAUCUCAUCUACUUAGCUACGAUCGCGAUCGCUGACGCGGCCGCUUCCCUGACCACAGAGAAAACUGCUGUAGACUAAUUUGGCGCUCUUGGCAACAUGAGUGUCUCUUUGAAAGGGGCCAGGAGUCCCUGUGGAGAGCUUCCGGGCUGCUAAAAGUGCCUUGGACAGAAAACCCGGCAAAUGGUGCUCUUUUUAAAGAGAUGAGGUUUCCCUUCUUCCUUGGAUCAGCUAGUAAAUAGCCAUUUAGCAACACCUCUGAUGUGAAAAUAACAACAAAAACCCCGCUUAUGUCAUUGUAUUACUGCACUCUAAGUGAUACUUACGAGGUAGAGGGGUUUGUGUCGUAAUAAGGUAACUGUGAAGCUGUUUGAAAAGAUGAUACUGUCUGAAAUUCAGCUCAAAGGCUGCUUCACCAGAGACACUAAGAGGAGAAGAAAUUAUACCAGACUGGUUAAGUGCAGUGACUUGUUGAUACUUUCAACAGAACUUGGACACCUUUAGUUUACUCUGCAUGAUUCUAAUACAAUGUCU
This is a messenger RNA of Pogona vitticeps (central bearded dragon), 696 nucleotides long. NCBI's taxonomy places the organism in Eukaryota, Metazoa, Chordata, Lepidosauria, Squamata, Agamidae. The record is from RefSeq and is a predicted model, not a curated record.